GGGCUUUCACCUUCGACUACUCCUUCGAGCCGUCGGCGGCGCAGCAGGAUGUCUACGACACGUGCGUCAGGAAGCUGGUGGAGGCGGCCCUCGAUGGCUACAACGCCACUGUACUCGCGUAUGGACAAACGGGGUCAGGCAAGACAUACACCAUGGGCAGCGGCUGGGAGGGCGAAGGUGACGGCGACGAAGACCGGCGCGGGAUCAUCCCGCGGGCGAUACGCGACCUCUUCGCCGGCGCCGACCAGAGAGCUGAAGAGGCGCGCGCGCAGGGUCACCUCCCGCCCGAAUUCUCCGUGCAGGCGCAGUUCAUUGAGCUCUACAACGAAGACAUUGUGGACCUGCUUGACCCGGCUAAGGAUCCGUUCGCCAAGGGCGCGCUAAGGAUAACAGAAGACGGUUGCGGCGGCGUCCGCGUAGUAGGUGCUUCCAUGCGGGCAGUCCGCAGCAUCAAGGAAGCACUCGGCGCCCUUCGCGCUGGAGCCCUAGCCCGGACCACGGCUGCCACCAACAUGAACUCAUCCUCCUCGCGAUCCCACGCAGUCUUCACCCUGCUAAUGAGGCAGAGGAGACUCGCUGCCGAUCUGGAAGUCACCGAAAAGGAGGUCGACGCGGAAGCGCCGGAACAGUUUGAAACGCUGACGGCCAAGUUCCACUUUGUUGAUCUGGCCGGCUCUGAGAGACUUAAACGGACAGGGGCCACCGGUGAGCGAGCCAAAGAGGGGAUAUCCAUAAACUGCGGGCUCCUGGCGCUCGGGAACGUCAUAUCGGCCCUCGGAGACAAGUCGCGGAAAGUCCUGCACGUGCCCUACCGAGAUUCCAAGCUGACGAGGCUGCUUCAAGACUCGCUCGGAGGCAACAGCAACACAGUGAUGAUAGCGUGCGUGUCGCCUAGCGACCGGGACUUCAUGGAGACGCUCAACACAUUAAAAUACGCGAACAGAGCUCGGAACAUCAAGAACAGAUGCGUCGUCAACCAGGACCUCACGUCGCGCACCAUCAACCAGCUGCGGCAAGAAGUGGCGCGGCUGCAACUGGAGUUGGCAGAGUAUAAACAGGGUAAACGCGUGAUAUCAGAAAACGGCGAAGAAGGCUGGAGCGACGUGGUGCAAGAGAACGCGAUUCUAACGGGCGAGGUGGAGGCGCUCCGCAGACGCGUGAAGGCCAUGCAGGGCACCAUCGAGCAGCUGUCGGCGCGGAACAGCGAGCUGGCCGCCGAGAAGGCGCUGGGCCACUGGGCGCCCAAGGACGCCAGCCCUGAUGCCACGGACUGCUCGCUCACCGCCCUGGUCCAGGGCUACGUGAGCGAGAUAGAAGACUUACGAGCGCAGCUGAUGGAAGCGACGGCUCUGUACGAGGCCAGCCGCCGCCGCGAGCAGAUGGUGGGCCGCACGCGACACGACUCCGUGCACGAUACGUCCUCCGUCAUAGACGACGCCAAACGGGAGCUCUAUAAGGAAAAGGAGCUUCUAGCCCGCAGCAUGGGCGAGCUAGAAUUCCAGCGCAAGCUCGAGAUGACCGAGAGCGUGACGAGCGAGCGCGACGAGCGGCCCAUCGGCGAGCGCGAGCGCGCGGAGGGCGAGAGCGCCGACGACUCCGAGCCCUCCGACGACGACGACACCGACGCCGACGACGCCGAGACCAAAGGGCAACGCGAUCUCACCGCUCAGCUGGCAGCCUUGAGCGAAGACAUCGACACCAAAGCGCGGCUCAUAGAACAGCUGGAAGUGUCGCAGCGGCGGCUCACCGCCCUAAGGCAGCACUACGAGCAGAGGCUCGACACCCUGCACCACCAGAUCAAGGCCACCAACGACGAGAGGGAUAAAGUUCUGGCGUCCUUAGCAACGCAAGCAUCCCCACCUAGUGAGAAACUGAAGCGCGUCAAAGACGAAUAUGAACGGCGGGUCUCUGCGAUGUCCCGCGAGCUGCGGCGGCUGCAGGCGGCGCAGCGCGAGCACACGCGGCUGCAGCGCUCGCAGCAGCACACCACGCAGCAGAUCCUGGCCCUGAGGAGCGACCUCCAGAACAUGAAGCGGGACAAGGUCAAGUUAGUCCAAAGAAUGCGAAUGGAAGCGAAACGCCACGCGCAAGCUGAAGCCGCGAGAGCUAAGGAGGUAGCGCAACUGCGAAAAGAAUCAAGAAAGAACGCGAAUUUGAUCAGAUCAUUAGAAGCAGAAACGAGGCUGAAAGAACAGGUACUGAAACGCAAGCAAGAGGAAGUGUCGUUGCUUAGGAGAGGCCACCGCGACAAGCUUAGCAGUCGCGCUGCGGGCAGAUUGCAUGAUCGCAACCGCAAAAACAAAAUGGCGCACUGUCGAGAGGCGUGGUCCAAGCUCGACUGCUGGGUGUCCCGCGUUUGCGCCGCGCGGACCACGCUCGCCGAGCUGGAACACGCGCUAGAACAACAGCUGCGCCAGCGGGACACCGCCACGAGGGCCGCGCGGGACACGCGCGAUCCCGACAAUGAGCAGCUGCUGCAGUACUUGCGGACUGCUAUAGCUGACACGCAGACGCACAUUAUGCAGAUCGAGGAGGAGAAUGACGAGAACGAGCUGCCUCGACUACUGGAGCAGAUCGAGUCUGUGGAGGCGGCGCGCUACGCGCUCGAGCGGCUGGCCGCGCUGGCUGCCACGCACGCGCACGACGCCGCGCGCGCGCGCGCCUUGCUGCAGCACACCGGCGCGCGCCUCAAGGAGCUGGAAGAGAACUCGGAGCGCGCGGCGAGCGCCCUGCGCGCGGCCGGCGACCACAACCUGAACCCCUGGGCCGUGCCGCCGCACGCGCUGCACGCGCUGCUCGCGCACGUCUCCUCCGGCUCCUCCACGCGCGCCGUCUCGCCCACUGACAGCACGCUGCUGGAGUUGCGUCGGCAGCACACGAACGGCGUGCGCGAGGUGGCCACGGCGCCCGCCUCGCCGCCCGACGAGCCCGCGCCCUUCCAGAGGAACACCGUGCGACGCGGCUCAGUGCGACUUCGCGACCUCGGCGUGUACGGGCGCGACGACGACCCUAUGACGCAGUCGCUGGUGGAGGCCACGCCCCCGCGGCCCGCGCCCCUCGCCCGCGUGCCCAGCGCGCCCGGCAGCCUGCGAGGCCUUAGUCCUCUGGGGGGCACGGGGGCGCAGUCGCCGGUGUCCCCGCGGCGCGUGGCCGACAGCCCGCGCCUGCCGCGCCGCCAGAUACCGCAGCCCGUGCAUAAGCCCGCCUCCUUAGAGGCCGCACGCACGCCGCCCGCGUCGCCCGGCGCGACGAGGCGCGCGCGGGACGACGACGUGUUUCUGCGACUCGCCGGCGCGCAAGACACGCUGCCGCAGGGCGCCGUCAGGGAAAUGCCGCUCAAGGUACACUCGGGCGGCGGCGGCGCGGGCUCGUCGUGGGUGCAGUGCACGCACGUGUGUGAGGGCCACGCGGGCGCGGCGCUGGCGCUGGCCGCCACCACGCAUUUGCUCUACAGCGGCGGAGUCGACCGCUCGGUCCGCGGCUGGGACCUAUCCGCCGGUACCGAGGCGUGGCGCGGCUGGUGCGGCGGCGCCGUGAGCGCGCUGGCGGCCGGCGAAGGCGGCGACGCGCGCCUCGUGCUGGCCGCCGCCGGCGCCGCCGUGCGACUGUAUGACACGCGCAGCCGCACGCCUGUCUCUACCUUGUGGUCGAGCGGCGUGAGCGGCGCGUGCCCGUCGAACCGCGGCGUGGGCGAGGUAGCGGUGACGGCGCUGGCGCUGGCGCACGCGCACCGCCUCUACACCGCCGCCGCCGACAAGCUGCGCCUGUGGGACCUGCGCAUGUGA
Molecule: messenger RNA, 3785 nt
Organism: Ostrinia furnacalis (Asian corn borer)
Lineage: Eukaryota; Metazoa; Arthropoda; Insecta; Lepidoptera; Crambidae
Product: kinesin-like protein 31E
Exons: 23
Coding region: 153-3785 (1210 amino acids)
Biological process (GO): spindle elongation; microtubule-based movement; mitotic spindle organization
Cellular component (GO): microtubule associated complex
Molecular function (GO): microtubule binding; ATP binding; microtubule motor activity
Source: RefSeq, a predicted model, not a curated record